Molecule: messenger RNA, 1196 nt
Organism: Tripterygium wilfordii
Lineage: Eukaryota; Viridiplantae; Streptophyta; Magnoliopsida; Celastrales; Celastraceae
Product: phospholipase A1-IIgamma-like
Exons: 2
Coding region: 9-1196 (395 amino acids)
Biological process (GO): lipid metabolic process
Molecular function (GO): glycerophospholipid phospholipase A1 activity
Source: RefSeq, a predicted model, not a curated record
UCAAGGAAAUGAUUGGAAACAUAGCGAAGAGAUGGAGGUCUCUAAGUGGAGAGAACAACUGGAGAAACCUCUUAGAUCCUCUAGACAUUGAUCUAAGAAAAUGUAUCCUCCAUUAUGGCGAUAUGGCUCAAGUAAGCUACGACACAUUCAAUGACGAGAAGGCAUCAAAGUAUGCCGGAGAUAGUCGGUACUCGAUGGAAGACCUCUUCUCCAGGGUUGGUUUAGCCAUAGCCAAUCCUUACAAGUACAAAACAACCAAGUAUUUGUAUGCAACUUCUCAGGUUCCGGUGUCGGAAUCGUUCAUUCUAAAGUCGAUGUCAAGAGAGGCUUGGUGCAAGGAGUCUAAUUGGAUUGGAUAUGUUGCAGUAGCUACUGAUGAAGGAAAAGCUGCAUUAGGCAGGAGGGAUAUUGUGAUUUCAUGGCGAGGAACGAUUCAGGCUUUUGAAUGGAUUGAUGAUUUUGAUUUCCCUCUGGUCUCUGCCUCAAAACUUUUUGGAAAAUCCUGCAAUGCUCAAGUUCAUCAAGGCUGGCUCUCUAUUUACACUUCCGAUGAUCCACGUUCCCCAUUCAACACAACCUGUGCCAGACAGCAGGUCCUUUUGGAGGUGGAGCGCCUAGUGGAAGAAUUCAAAGAAGAGGAGAUCAGCAUAACGAUCACUGGGCACAGCCUAGGUGCAGCACUUGGAACUCUAAAUGCAGCAGAUAUUGUCACCAGCGGAAUCAAUCAGAGAGAUCAUCCCAGUCAGCCCUGUCCGGUUACUGGGUUUUUCUUUGCAUGUCCACAUGUUGGAGAUUCGAGCUUCUGCCAGAUGUUGCAGGCAAUGAAAGAUCUUCAUAUCCUUCGCGUUAGAAAUGCGCCCGAUCUCAUACCUUAUUACCCACCACUUGGGUACUCAGAUGUUGGCGAAGAGCUGGUUAUUGACACCCGGAAAUCGAAGUACCUUAAAAGUCUUCCAGAUUUUUCAAGGGUGCAUGGCUUGGAAGCCUAUCUGCAUGGAGUCGCAGGAACACAGGGGAGUCGAGGAGAGUUUCAUUUGGAAGUUAAAAGGGACAUUGCUUUGGUGAACAAAUGGUUGGAUGCUUUAAAGGAAGAAUACUUGGUUCCCAAAUCAUGGUGGUGUGUUAAGAAUAAGGGGAUGGUUCAACAGGACGAUGGGUCCUGGUUAUUAGAAGAUCACGAGAAAGAUAAACCAUGA